Dicentrarchus labrax (European seabass) is the source of this 669-nucleotide messenger RNA. Its product is annotated as class I histocompatibility antigen, F10 alpha chain. NCBI's taxonomy places the organism in Eukaryota, Metazoa, Chordata, Actinopteri, Moronidae. The transcript is spliced from 2 exons. The record is from RefSeq and is a predicted model, not a curated record. Gene Ontology annotation, cellular component: external side of plasma membrane. The coding region runs from base 1 to 669 and encodes 222 amino acids. Gene Ontology annotation, biological process: immune response.
AUGGGGUGGCGCUAUCACUAUGAAGCUGCAUCUGUAUUGCGGGAUAUUUUCUCCAGCAUGAAGAACAGACUAAUGCUGGUAAAACACCGCUUCAACCUGACGGCAGAGGGAGUCCACAUCCAGCAGAGGCUGACAGGCUGCGAGGUGUUGGGGGAUGGACAGCCGGCAGUCAUUAUGUUCACCGACAGCUCUGAUGGACAGGAUGCCGACAGCCGGAUGUACAAUAUGAUGCAUUUCACCAACGCCAGCGGCGACAGAUGGGAGAUCCAGUGGAGCACCAUGAAGAGGAUGCACUUCCAGAUGCUCUACUCUAACAUCUACCUGCCCUUCUGUGUGCGGACACUCUAUCACCUUGUGGACUACGAGAAGCGUCAGGUGGCACAUCGGGUUCGUCCUCGAGUCUGCUUCAUCACAAAGCCUGUUAUGGGUGGUGCUCAGGUCACCUGCCUGGCCACGGACUUCUACCCUCGCCACAUCAACCUGACGCCGCUGAAUAACAGGCCCGUGCAUGACAGUGAGCUGACUGGCGGCUUGGUGCUGCCCAAUGGCAACGGCUUCUACCAGGUGAGGACGAAGAUGAUGGUCGGUGAUGAGGAGCUGAAGAAGAAACACAACUACACCUGCACAGCGUCUCACCUGAGCUUGGACAACCGGCUGGAGGUGAGCUAG